CAAAUUUACAAUUACAAUCUCAAAUGGCUUCCAUUUUCAAGCUUCUUUCCCUCACUCUCUUCCUUGGCCUUGUUUUCCAAGCCUAUGGAGAAUGCACCUUGAAAGACAUUAGCAUUAACCAAUACAAAACAUCAAAUUUGGCACGUGGCAAGCCAGUGUGGAAUGUUAACAUAACAAACAAUUGCAUUUGUACUCAAACACAAGUGAAGCUUAAUUGCAAUGGAUUUCAAUCAUAUGUAAAUGUUGAUCCAACAAUCUUGAAUGUUUCUGGUAAUGAGUGUCUUCUCAAUCAAGGACAACCCAUUUAUCAUUCUCAAUCUAUCAACUUUUCCUAUGCGUGGGAUACUGUGUUUUCGUUCCAACCAAUUUCUUCUGAAAUUGAAUGUUCUUAGGAUUAUAACAAAAAAUCAUGUCUAAGUCCUGAAACCUAUGUGACCAAUAUGUGGCAAUAUAUCAAGAAAGUAUA
Messenger RNA from Cicer arietinum (chickpea), 466 nucleotides. Lineage: Eukaryota; Viridiplantae; Streptophyta; Magnoliopsida; Fabales; Fabaceae. The record is from RefSeq and is a predicted model, not a curated record.